Messenger RNA from Lachancea lanzarotensis, 1701 nucleotides. RefSeq names its product LALA0S09e01178g1_1 (gene AHC1). The record is from RefSeq and is a predicted model, not a curated record. The coding region runs from base 1 to 1701 and encodes 566 amino acids. NCBI's taxonomy places the organism in Eukaryota, Fungi, Ascomycota, Saccharomycetes, Saccharomycetales, Saccharomycetaceae. The transcript has a single exon.
AUGACCGUGGUGUCGAACUUGCGCAGUAGGCAUUCUGAUGGUAACAAAAACACGAUGUCAACGGGCUCAAACGGUGCUCAUUUGGGUACAGAAGGAUCGGAUUCACCUCAGGUCCUGUUCAUGGAUACGAGCGAUGUCAGAAACAGAACAGGCCAUGUACCGUCAAGUUACUAUCAAGUAGCGACCCCCAAGUCUCCGCAUGAUCUUUCGCUGAUGGAUGAGGCCGAAGAAGUUCGCACAGGACCGUCCCAUCACGAUCACAGGGAAAGCGAAGAAAGCGAGCGUUUGAAGUACGAAACUGCUAAACAUGAGAUCAUGGAGAACCUCAAUUUGCAUAUCAUGCUAAAAAAUAAUGAACACACAGAGCUGGAAUCAGAACUGGGCCGUAUCGAGGCCCAGAUGCGUGUUUUAGAGUACAUGCAUCAAGAUUCGCAGCUCAUGAAGCAUGUCGGAAAACGCCAGGAAGAGCUCUAUACGCGGCAUCGUGAGGAAUUUACUCGGCGUAAAGAGCGAGAAGCGUUCAGAACGAGUUUGAAUGGUGUGGAUCCUCUUUCUGCAAUUCCUUCGAGUCGCCCUGGCGCUGAAAGCGGUCAUGGAGGGUAUUUUUACCACACACGCAGCAAAUCGGCUCACAACGUUAAUAUUGGACAAUUGGAUGCUAGUGGUAAUGAUACGCACUUAGAAUCGCGGCUGCGACCGGCCAGUGGCAAAUUCGAAGGGAAGGGCUUGCCUGAGGGGAAAACGCUUCGAGUGCAUGACCAGCAGGCUGCUUUGGGCUCGGAACUGGAUCCCGUACGCCCAUCGCUACUGAACCAGCACCAGAAACGUAACUACAGCAGCUCAUGUUUGACCAGUAAAAGUGGAGUCGUUGGAUCAAACGAAAAAAACGAGCCUAUAUUUAAACGACCCGACGGUAUUCUCGUCAUCAUUGCAUGUUCGUUUUGCGAACGUAGCGGAUUUACGUCGGCGCAGGGCAUAGUCAAUCAUGUUCGGCUCAAGCACGCAACCAGCUAUCCCAGCCAGCCACUUGCUGUUUUGAAAAACCAACAAGUAUUGCCUGACAGUCGGCAGGCAACCGAGAUAAUAGCACAAUUCAAAAGUCUUCAUUUAGACCCGCAACACGACUAUCUACCCCAUGUCAUAAACAUCCAGACUAGUGUGAAUGCUGUGGGCCACAAAGACCGCAGAGCAAGUUCCAGAGAGCUAUCUCCACGGGCGAUGUCUCUGAAAGUCGAGACUAGACCUGAUGGCCCAAGGAAAUCCACGAGACAUUUGAGAAAGCUCUACCCCGAUGAAGAUUUCAAAGAGAUUGUUCACUACGUUAACGACGCCCAGAAGGAUCUCGACUGCAUCCUCAAACAGCCUUCAGAGACCGAGGACUCGGGAGAGAGUGGGCCAGAUGAUGAUGUCAAAGUUGAACGAAACCAAUCUAGUCUAGUUACAUCCAACAGUAACGGGAAUAUCCGGGGCUCAAAAGACAACAGGGAGAAAGAAUCAAGUUCGGAAACGAGCCCAGAUCACAAAAGGAGAAAGUCCUCCUCUCCUGAAUUAGAUACUGGCCGAAAACGCUAUAGAGCGGCGGAGAAAAAGGUCAGACCUGACGCUAUUGCAUUAAUGAAAAUUCCUGAGCGAGACAAACGUUCUUCGCACUACAACCUAAGAGCCAAAUCAAAGCUCAGAGGACACAAUAGAUACGAUUAA